UCGGGGCCGGCGGGACGCGGGCGCCAGGCAUUGAAUUCGGCUUUGGGCUGCGGAUCUCCAGAAGCAGCUGUGAGGAGCCCCGGCCUUACUCUGGCCUGUGCUACCAUGAUUCCUUGUGUCAUGGGCUCUCUCAGUGCCCUGGGUGCUCUCCUGCUACUUGCAUGCCAGCUCGUCUGCCCACAGCCCUCCACUGAACACAGAAAGGUCCCACAGCGGCCCCCCGAGGACGAUGACGGCCUGGCGGGCGCCUGGGGGUCCUGGGGCCCCUGGUCCGCCUGCUCCCGCAGCUGCGGCGGCGGCGCCAUGGCGCAGACCCGGCCCUGCCUGCCCCGGGCCCGCGCGCAGCCGCCGCAGCCCGCGCCCCGCGCCUUCGCCGGCCGCGUGGUGUCGGCCGUGCGCGCCUCGGUGCCGCUGCUCCGCAGCCCCGCCGCGCCCCGCGCGCACCGCGCCCGCCCCGGGCCCGCGGAGAGAAGGAACAGGGCGCGAGGCCCCAUCAGGCCUGGGACGUAUGGGUAUGGCAAGGCACCUUACAUCUUACCACUGCAGACAGACCAAGGCCACAGGCCACAGAGGCUCCGGAGGCAGAGGCCCGAGGCCCUGCCCUCGGGAGCCCAGGAGACACCUGCGCCCAGGCCUGGCCACAGCCCCGCAGCCCACUGGCUCCCCCAGCACCAGCCACUGGAUCACAGUCAUGGUGGUCCUCAGUCUGCACUGCAGGCCUCCAAAGCCUCCAUCUUCCAGCCACCUUCCGCGCAUGACCAGAGCUUCUUGGCAGCUUCCAGUGUCUUCCACGUCCCGGGUUCUAGCGGCCACCACGGCAUGGGGACUCACGAAGUGUCUCCAAGUUUCCCCCAGUCCCUGCGGCCUACUGCCAUCUCCUGCAUCGGGGCCCAUCGACAGUACAAGCUAUGCAACACCAAUGAAUGUCCCGCGAACAGCCGUAGCAUCCGGGAGGUGCAGUGCGCAUCCUACAACAACAAGCCAUUCAUGGGCAGGUUUUACGAGUGGGAGCCAUUUGCAGAAGGAAAAGACAGCCGCAAGUGUGAGCUCAACUGCCAGGCGGCGGGCUACCGCUUCUACGUCCGGCAGGCGGAGAAGGUGAUCGACGGCACCCCGUGUGGCCAGGACGGCGUGGACAUCUGUGUGUCGGGACAGUGCAAGAGCGUCGGCUGUGAUGACUACCUGGGCUCUCACAAAGUCAUGGACAAGUGCGGUGUCUGCGGGGGUGACAAUACAGGCUGCCAGGUGGUCUCCGGUGUAUUUAACCACGCCCUCACCAGCCUGGGCUACCACCGCGUGGUCGAGAUUCCCCAGGGAGCCACAAAAAUCAAUGUCACGGAGAUGCACAAGAGUAACAACUACCUGGCGCUGCGGAGUCGCUCUGGCCGCUCCAUCAUCAAUGGGAACUGGGCAAUUGACCGGCCCGGGCGCUAUGAGGGUGGAGGGACCAUGUUCACCUACAAGAGGCCAAACGAGAUCUCCAGCACAGCGGGGGAGUCCUUUCUGGCUGAAGGUCCCACCAAUGAGAUCCUGGAUGUAUAUAUGAUACACCAGCAGCCCAACCCGGGCGUGCGCUACGAGUACGUGAUCAUGGGCACCAACGCCCUCAGCCCCCGGGCCCCGCCUCCCAGGAGACCAGGGGAGUCUUUCCCUGGCCGGCCGGAGAUAGAGGGGAGGAGCCAGGAGGAUGGAGGAGAGGAAGAGGAGGAGGAGGAGAAGGAGGUCUUGGGGGGGGCCACACCGGACGUGUUCUCCCCCGAGUCGGCGCAGCCCUUCCCCGCCAGGCAUCCGGACAGCGUGGCCAGGCGGAACCGGAAUUACAACUGGAAGCAGCUGGGGACCACGGAGUGCUCGGCCACCUGCGGGAAAGGCUCACAGUACCCCGUGUUCCGCUGCGUGCACAGAAACACCCACGAAGAGGUUCCUGAGAGCUACUGCGACUCGAGCAUGAAGCCGACCCCCGGGGAGGAGCCCUGCAGCCUCUCCCCCUGCCCUGCCUUCUGGGACAUCGGCGAGUGGUCGGAGUGCAGCAAGACCUGCGGCCUGGGCCUGCAGCACCGCCAGGUGCUGUGCCGCCAGGUGUACGCCAACCGCAGCCUCACGGUGCAGCCCUACCGCUGCCAGCACCUGGAGAAGCCAGAGACCACCAGCACCUGCCAGCUCAAGAUCUGCAGCGAGUGGCAGAUCAGGACCGACUGGAGCUCGUGCUCCGUGCCCUGCGGGGUGGGGCAGAGGACCCGCGUGGUGAGGUGUGUAAGCAACCUCGGGGACGUGGUGGAUGAUGAGGAGUGCAACAUGAAGGUGCGGCCGGGCGACAUCGAGAACUGCGACGCGGGCCCCUGUGCCAGGAGCUGGUUCCUCACCGAGUGGAGCGAGAGGUGCUCAGCCGAGUGCGGGGCCGGAGUACGCACUCGCUCCGUCCUGUGCAUGACCAGCCACGUGAGCAGCCUGCCUCUGGAGGGCUGUGGAAACAACCGGCCGGCAGAGGCCACGCCAUGUGACCACGGGCCCUGCACGGGCAAGGUGGAGUGGUUCUCGGGGAGCUGGAGUCAGUGCUCCGUGGAGUGCGGCAGCGGGGUUCAGCAGAGGGAGGUGAUCUGCAUGCGGAAGGACGAGGAUGCCUUCGUGGUGCUGGAUCCCCAAGAGUGCUCCUCCCUGGAGCGGCCCCCCAGACAGCAGCCCUGCCGCCGCCAGCCCUGCGGGGCCACCUGGUUCAGCACCGAGUGGAGCGCGUGCUCCAAGACCUGCCAGGGUGGCUUCCGGGUCCGGGAAGUACGCUGUCUGUCAGAUGACAUGACCCUCAGUGACCUCUGCGACCCCCACCUGAAGCCAGAAGAGCGAGAGUCCUGUAACCCUCAGGACUGCCUCCCGGAAGUGGAUGCAAGCUGCCAGGACAAGUACUUCAACUGCAACGUGGUGGUGCAGGCACGGCUGUGCAUCUACCAGUACUACCAGGGCGCCUGCUGUGUUUCCUGUGCCCGUGUGGCACGCCGGGCCGGCUCCCCGGGGCGCAGGAAACGCAGCCCAGAGGGCAGGGCCGCGCCACUGCCCUCAGACAGCCGCGGGCCUGGCACCGACAAAGCCACCACCACCCCUGCCUUCUGAAGCUCCCCGCGUGGUCCAGGUGCUGUGUGCACAGUACUCUUAAUGGCUCCCUAGAGCCGGGGCCUAGGUGCCCGGCCACCGCCAACACAGCCCUCUCCCCAUCCUGCUACGCAAGCACUGCCUGGUCCCCAGGCCCACCGGCCUGAUCAAAAGCACCCACUGGGUUAUGACGAGGGCAGCGCCUCCUGUCCUGGGCCCCUUUAUGUGGUGCUGGGGCCUGAGCCGGCCAUGCGUGCACCAUGCCCCCCCCGACAGGGGCAGCAGUCACAGAGAGCCAGGCUUUGUGGCACCGGGGGCCACGGACGCCACCCCAAGAUGGGAGGACUGAGCAUUACCCCACUCCACGGACAAGGCCACGGAGACGCUGCUCAGGGGCAGAGCCAAGGGCCCACCGCCAUGGUCCACGCACAGCCUCGCCCACCAACCAGCCACGACAGAGUGAAGGCGGCUGCUUUGCUGACCCAGAGGUGGAUGGAGAAGAUGGCCGGCCCCGAACCAAGUCCAACACCAGCACUGGUGUUUUAGGUGUCUUUAGAUGUCCCUUCUCCCUUCUGUGACAGAGUCACGGGGCCUUUCUGAUGGCUCUGCAGAUCUUACCAAAGUCCGUCCUCAAGCCAACGGUCCCAGGAGACAGGAGAGCCACAGGGGUCCCUCCUGUCCAGGGACAGGAUCCCCACUUCCCUGCCAUCCCCCCUCCCACGCCUUACCCCCUUCUUCCAACACAGCUGUGGUUCCCCCAGUUCAUUCCUGUUGGUGUUCACCAAUCCUGGCUGUUUUCCUAGAUUCUCAUUCCAGCUCCUGUCUUCUAGCACAGCUCACCCUGCAGGGCCUGCGAGCAGCGGAGGGGAAGCCCAGAAACCCGCUGUACCCCCACAUACAGCACCCGUGUCUCCCUGUCUCUCCCAGGGUCUGGGCUGCCUCCUCCUCCUCCUCCGGCCUCACCACCUGCCCUUCAUGGGUUGAAAGGUGGAAUUUAAAUUUAUAUCUUGAUACUGUUUUAUAUUCCUGAAGCCGGCACUGCCUCAGUCUCUACUCUGAAUUUCACAACUAGGUAAAGGAAAGCUAUGGUGUUUUGUUUUGUUUUGUUUUUUUCCUCCCAAAGAUCAACAAAGCACACGAGUGGCUCACGCCUGUAAUCCCAGCUACUCAGGAGGCUGGGAUGUGAGGAUCGUGUUUUGAAGCUGGGUUGAGCUGUGGUUCUCUGUUGCAGAGAUCACAAGCAACAUGGUCAGGGCUCUGCCGGUCCAGCCACACUGCACCUGCGCAGCAGACUCAACAUGACUGCCUGCCCAGGGCCUAUACUAGCAUGGAGGCCAGGCCUAGACCUGGCCAGGCCAUUCACUGAUCUCUCUAGUGCACCUGCGCCGGCACAAACCAGUUCCAUCCUAGGCCUCCUGAGCCUCCUCAUUCCUGGUUCCAUGAAGACCCCGGGGGACCAGGCCAAAGUGAUCACGAGAUGGUGGAAACAUCCAGACACUGGGGCCCUUGGCCUCAGCACUACUGGAACCUUCCAGAUGCAGAGCCCUGGCCUCAGUGAACAUAAAUGCCCCCACAGCCCCCUCCAUCUAGUCUGACAGAGGAUUUGUUUUGUUCUCACUUACUCUUUUGUUCUUUGCAAACACGAGGUGUUUGUGGGGAGGGGGGUGGGGGUUCUGUGCUGUGCCCAUGGAAGCUCCCUGGCGGGUUCAUGGUGGAUUUGAACCCCUGCGCCUCCUCUCAAGGCGCCCUCCGGGUCUGUGCCUGGAUCAUUGCCCCCUUCCUGUCUUCAAUCUUUUUUUUUCUUCUGCCAGUCCUGGGGCUUGAACUCAGGACCC
This is a messenger RNA of Dipodomys spectabilis (banner-tailed kangaroo rat), 4919 nucleotides long. It is a transcript of the gene Thsd4, whose product is annotated as thrombospondin type 1 domain containing 4. The transcript has 18 exons. Bases 106 to 3105 code for a protein of 999 amino acids. The record is from RefSeq and is a predicted model, not a curated record. Gene Ontology annotation, cellular component: extracellular matrix. Gene Ontology annotation, biological process: extracellular matrix organization. NCBI's taxonomy places the organism in Eukaryota, Metazoa, Chordata, Mammalia, Rodentia, Heteromyidae. Gene Ontology annotation, molecular function: metalloendopeptidase activity.